Prunus armeniaca (apricot) is the source of this 510-nucleotide messenger RNA. NCBI's taxonomy places the organism in Eukaryota, Viridiplantae, Streptophyta, Magnoliopsida, Rosales, Rosaceae. The record is from the annotation of a GenBank genome assembly.
AUGACCAACGAGUCAGUCAAAAACAGCUGCCAGGAUGCAGGCAAGCACAAACAACUCGACAGAGAAAUCAGAGACAUGGUCUCUGUCAUCACCAACCGAGUCACUGACCUCCACAAAUCUGGCUCAGCCCAGCACGAAGACGACGAUGAAAACGGCGUGAGAAUCAUCACACUGGCUGGAAACAACAAUGGAGCCUCACUGAGAAGUGAGCUGGAUCAUGAGAACAACAACAAGCCAGCAGGGCUUCAUGGUGGUGGGCCGGCAUUUGGAGAGCAGCCUGAUGGGUUGAGCACUUAUGUGAACAGCAAUUUCCAGAGCGUGAACAAUUCUCUUAUGAUGGGUGGCAGCUACAGCACGAAUGAUCCCGGUGUUCGGGUGGAUAUCACUGAUGUUGUGGAGCCUCAUGGGUAUCAUACCAAGCCGGAGAAGCGUGGAUGGAAGGGGAAGAAGAAGGAGAAGGAGAGGGAAAACUUCCACAGUGACCAACAUCAUGAGCAUGAUGAUGAGUGA